Molecule: messenger RNA, 5725 nt
Organism: Myiozetetes cayanensis
Lineage: Eukaryota; Metazoa; Chordata; Aves; Passeriformes; Tyrannidae
Gene: FAM13B
Product: family with sequence similarity 13 member B
Exons: 25
Coding region: 498-3359 (953 amino acids)
Biological process (GO): signal transduction
Source: RefSeq, a predicted model, not a curated record
GGGGACCCCCCGGUCGCGGUCGGGGCUCGGAGCCGCGCGGAGCGCACGGACGGAGCCCGGGCCGGCAGCGCCGCGGCCGCCACGACCACCACGACACAGCGGCCUGGGGGGGGUCGGAGAGCCGCGGCGACCGCAGAGAGAGGGGGAGAGCCGGGACGGGCGCGAGGAAGGGCUGCGAGCGGCGCGGAGCGGAGCGGGCAGGGCAGAGGCCCCGCGGCGGCCCCCGGGGUAGGAAGGGGCGGAGGGCGCUGCCGGCGCUGCCGCGGACGGCGGGGAGGGCGAGUCACCCGGCAACGAUUAACUGCUGAAGUACUGAUCGAGUUCUGCUAUUCUUCAAUGAGGAACUACAGGCUGAUCUUUUGCCAUAAUCUUAAACAACCAUAAAUGACAAAAGAAUGCUUGGUCAGUGAGGGCAGCUGGCGCAGGAAGCGUUUUUCAAACUCGGCUGUUUAAGUACUCUGAGAAAAGACAGCUUUGAUUUUUGGCUGCAAAAAGAUAUGAGGAAGAGCUCCUCCCCUUCCUUGAGUAACUGCAACUCUGUUCUUGCUAACAAAAUAUUUGGAAUUCCACUUGAUGAGCUGCAGCAAGAAGGGCAACCAGACAAUGAGGUUCCAUUCAUAGUCCGCCAUGUCGUGGACUAUAUUGAGGAACAUGGGGGUCUGGAACAAGAAGGACUUUUUCAAGUCAAUGGGAAUGCUGAGACAGUGGAGUGGCUCCGGCAACGCUACGAUAACGGAGAAGAUGUGGACCUGGUUAAAGAAGCAGAUGUACCCUCAGCUAUCAGCCUUCUUAGAUUUUUUCUUCAAGAACUUCCAGAGCCAGUUAUCCCAGGCAGUUUGCACAUACAUUUGAUGCAACUUUCUCAAGAUUAUAAUAAUGAAGAUGAAUUUGGAAGAAAGCUGAGGUUCCUCUUGCAGCAGCUUCCACCUGUUAAUUACAGUUUGUUAAAGUUUCUGUGUAAAUUUUUAGCUAAUGUAGCAUCUCAUCAUGAAGAAAUUUGGUCAGCAAGUUCUUUAGCUGCAGUCUUUGGCCCGGAUGUCUUUCACAUUUACACAGAUGUGGAGGAUCUGAAAGAACAAGAAAUAGUGAGCAGAAUAAUGGCGGGACUUCUGGAGAACUACUACGAGUUUUUUGAAAAUGAAGAGGAAGAUUUUUCAUCUACGAAUGAUUUAAGCUCAAUAACUGAGCAGAUCAAUGAUCUCUUGGAAGAAGAGGAAGAUGUAAAGCUUGAGCAGUCUGAAGAACUUCCAGAAGAUGGCACAGAGAAACCUGUUGAAAGGCCAGCUGUGGUGCAUUUAGAUGUGACAGGGAGUCUCUCGGAUUCCAGGAGUGUUACAGCAUCAACAAGUGCUCAUAUCUCUCCCAUAAGUAUCUUGCCAGCCUCUGCAGACAUUUUAGAAAGAACAAUCAGAGCAGCUGUGGAACAGCAUCUUUUCGACCUGCAGAGCAGCUUAGAUAACGAUCUGAAACAUAUCCAGCAACACAGACUGGGCUGUAACAGUGAAGAAAAAAAUCCCAGUGGGGAUGAGGAAGGAUCUAACAACCAGAAUGAUGUUAUUGAAGAUAAUGACACUGGCAGCAAUGAAAACACAGGAGACUGCUCUGAAGUAUUGGUUUGCACUGAUUUAGACAGUGAAGCUAUGAAACAUGAAACUGGAACUGGGGAAGAAGAAAGCAUUCAGGUACCAGCCCUUCCUUCUGCUGAGGCUGCAGAUGUAUUAUUGCAACCAUGUGAUGAAGAUGCAGAUGUUGAUGGAGAAAAUAAUAGUGAAAGGGAAAAUAGUAUAUUGCUUGAUGGCAAUGAUAGAAUAUCUUCAGAGAUAACUCUGGAUUCAAGUAGCAAGCCUUGUGACCUGAAUGCAAACACUGAUGCCGAGGUGCCGGGGGAUGGCAGCGUCGAUGGCUCCGAGGAAGCUCCGGGGGUCCAAGUGCCACGUCUGGAUCUCAAGAACGUGUCCGAUGGUGACAAAUGGGAAGCGCCAUGCCCUAUCACUUUCCCCCUCAUUGAUUUCAAAACAAUGCAUCUGCAGAGAGAAGGGGAGGAUCCAUUUCCUGCUUUCAAAUCUUGGCAGGAGGACAGUGAGUCUGGAGAAGCUCAGCUCUCCCCCCAGGCUGGAAGGAUGACUAAUCAUCCCUUGGAAGAGGACUGUCAUCCCAUCUUGUCACAUCGCAGUUUGGAUUUUGGGCAAAGCCAGCGUUUCUUACACGAUCCAGAAACUUUAGAUUCUUCAUCCAAAGCACUUUCUUUUGUUAGAACACGGAGAGCAUCCUUUAGCUCAAAGGAUGACAAAAGGGAAGACAAGACACCUUAUCAGCUUGUCAAGAAAUUACAGAAAAAAAUCAAGCAAUUUGAGGAACAGUUUGAAAAAGAGAAAAACAGCAAGCCCUCCUAUAGUGAUAUUGCAGCCAAUCCAAAAGUUUUGAAGUGGAUGACUGAACUUACCAAAUUGAGAAAGCAAAUAAAAGAUGCAAAGCAGAGGAGCACAGAAGGAGAAUUCAUCCCUCAACCACGUCCACGAAGUAACACUCUUCCAAAAAGCUUUGGUUCCUCUCUUGACCAAGAGGAUGAAGAAAAUGAGGAUGAGAUGCGGGUUGUGCAGAAGGAGAAGAAGCCCACCAAGGAGGCCACACUGGAACUCAUCUUGAAAAGGUUGAAGGAAAAACGAGUGGAGAGAUGUUUGCCAGAAGAUAUAAAAAAAAUGACAAAGGACCAUUUGGUAGAAGAGAAAACAUCUCUCCAGAAAAGCCUCUUGUAUUACGAAAGCCAACAUGGACGGCCGGUUACUAGAGAAGAAAGACAUAUUGUGAAGCCACUUUAUGACAGAUACAGACUUGUAAAACAAAUGUUAACUAGAGCAAGCAUUACUCCUAUUCUUGGGUCACCAUCCACCAAGAGGCGAGGGCAAAUGUUACAGCCCAUUAUUGAAGGUGAAACUGCCCAUUUUUUUGAAGAAAUUAAGGAAGAAGAGGAGGAAAGUGAUGGUUUGUCUGCAGACCUGAGCGAUAUCUUAAAAACUGCUGCCCAAACCCAGCCUGUUCUAAGCCCAGUUGAAAACUCUGAGUCUGAUGUUGAAGAUGGUCAAGAGAAGCUGACCCGGGACCUGAGGCUGUCCAGCACCCGUGCUGCUUCCAUGCCUGAAUUAUUGGAGCAACUGUGGAAAGCCAGAGCUGAGAAAAAGAAGCUACGUAAGACCUUACGAGAAUUCGAAGAGGAGUUUUAUCAGCAGAAUGGAAGGAACGUGCAGAAAGAAGAUCGGGCCCCGAUGCUUGAUGAGUACAGGGAGUACAAGAAAAUCAAAGCCAAGCUGAGGCUCUUGGAAGUCCUUAUCAGCAAACAAGAUUCUUCAAAAUCCAUUUAAAUUCUCUUCCUCCAACCUGUCGAGUAACGUGGUGUUUCCAUAUUCUCCCCCUGUACUUGUUGGGUGCUCGUUGGUUCAUGUGUCAUGCACUGUUGAAAGAAUCCAGUUUGUGCACUUUAUUGUGGUGCCACUAGGACAUGUUUGAAGGGUAAGCAGGUCCUGUCUAGAGAGCAAGUUAAGGUUUCUGAGACUGCUCUAUCCAACUUUAGCAAACACAAAGUUUCCAUCAAGGUUUUGUAUUCCAGAUGCAUCCAUCUUGUUCCAAAACAACCAUAGCUUUUUUUUUUCUUUUUUUUCUUUUUUUUUUAUUUUUUACUUUAGCAUUCAAGAACUUUGAGACUUUGGUUUACUACCAACUUUUUGCAUUAUUGAAGAAAUUAUUAAUACCAUAAUGCUACACCGAACUACUCCUCUUGCCUAUUGUUUUUUAUUAUGGGGGGGUGGGGAAAUCAGCAAAUUAAAGGUACAGCUCUUAUUCCUGGAACACUUAAACAGACUGAAAUUCCUUUCAAAGGACUGCUGUGGAACAGCUCUAGUUUUUGAUACUCUAAAUUGCACCUAUUCACAGUAAUAAUUAACGUCAAUGGAUUUUGCUCAUUUAGCGGUCACGUUUCCUCCUCGAUAAACGGUGGACAAACCAGAAAGUGACCUUUGCUUUAGUGGCUUUUAAAACUUGGAAAACUGAACAGUUCAAUCACAUGCUGCCUACAGGACUUAUGUUACUGGUGUUCCUUUGAUCUCUAUUUUUUUUUUUUUUUGGGGGUGGUUGUUGUUUAUCACCCACCCGGUGGUGACGUAGUGUUUUGGCUGAAUUGGAUAACGCACCUCCGCUCUCGGAAGAUUUGAGGAAGGAACACAGUGAACACUUGGGUUGUACGGGAAAUCUGAUGGCACUCAGACUGGUGUGUAGCUCCAGCAGAAAGGAGCUGGCUUAGGACAGUUCAAAAAUCCCACUGUACCUGAACUAAGUGUGGUGUCAAGGGCUAAAACCAGCGCAGUUAACGCACGCCACGGGCCGGGCGUCGCUUGGGAGUUGCAGAGAUUACUGCUGUUUAUCACGGGGUUUGCUUCACAGUUGGAGAAUAAAAAACGAGUUACCUAACCCUUACCAUGUAAGCAACGCAGUUUAUGGGCCUUGCAUGAUUUAGCUUCAAGAGUUGAAAUUAAAUAACCUUUUUGAGUCUCCCAUCUGCUGUGCUGAAUGAUGAUUUAGCUACCGGCUUUACGCUCCGCACACGCCGCCGUCUCUGAGCUGGCAAAAUCCAAAUGUUCAUUUCAGCUGGUGCUUUCUCAAGGUUUUUUUUUUGUUUGGUUUGUUUUGUUGUUGGUUUUUUUUUUCUUCUUCUUCAGUGUAUCGGUUUGAUUGUGGCCACGUUUUUGCAUGCACCUCCUCUCACUGCAUGUUUUUAUGACUGGCUGGUAUCAACAUAGCUACGAAUUCACUCUCUGCUUUAUGAAAGACCAAAAAUGAACUUUCUCAAGAAAUGGCUCGCAUGUAACCUCAGAGACUUGCUGUUCUGUCAUGAAGCAUAUUGAAAUAGGCUGCAAGUAGGAUUUUUUUAGUGCUCAGAUUUCAUUUGUGUACUGUAGAAUACUCCUUGGUUUGUUUUACUCUGCUUGUAGGCAUGUAAUUCUGGAAUUCAGAAAAAGAAAAAAGCACUAAAACUAUUGAGCACUGGUGGUAUGCCUUUUCUCUUUUUCUUUCUUUUUUUUUUUUUUUUUUUUUUUUUUUCUUUUUUAACCUGCAAAGUGAUCUGGGACCUUAGAGAAUUAUGAGGUUAAACUAGUCUUGAGACCAUUUACCAAUUUUACUCAGUUCCAUUGUGCAAUGUACACUUCAGUUCCUUUUCUAUCAGUCUGCAGACACGGGUGUAUCCAAACAUUGAAACUAAUGUGUACUGUAUAGUGUUGUACAUGAAUGUUUGUGUUUUAUAUACCACAUGCAAAAUGUCAAUAUGCACUAUUUAAAUGUUUUAAAUAAUAUAUUCCUCCUUUAUAAUGCUUAAAUCUAUAUGAUUCCAAUAUUUUUAUAAGUGAGUGAGUGAUCAGACUGGUUCCAAUUCAGAAUUAACAGCUGCUUUGUGUUUGUUAUGCAGUGUUUGGCUGUUUAUUCAGUAUAGUAGCUAAGCAUGGCAACAGUUAAUGCUGAGUGUGUUUUGUGCCAUCCUUGUUGAGCAAUAAAUAAAUGGUAGAACUAGGCAUUUUGUGAUAUAACAGUUUUACUUUGGUAAAAGCAAAACCUAUAUAUCUAUAUGGAUAUAUAGAUAUGAAAUAUAUAUAACUGAACCAGAUAUAAUUGCAUUGCUAUGUCUGGUGCUCAUUGUAUAGACUUUUAUAAUAAAAGUACCUUAACCUUUAUUGUCAUA